AUAACCUAUCUUUUUUGUACACUUUAAACUCAUUAAGGAUGGAUACUAAUAAAUAUAACGAAGAAUCUCUCCCGGAUGUUUUACCGCUGUAUUAUAAGAGAUUAUUUCCUCAUUUAUCGUUUUUCCGAUGGUUAAGUUACGGUUAUAACAACUACAUCGUUAAUCGAGAAAUUUCUUUCACCCUUUUUGGUGAUAUCUAUUUGCGUUAUUUAUCGUUUGAUAACCAAGAAGAGCUUAUGAACGAGUUACAAAAGCGAAAUCCCAUUAAAAUCGAUAUUGGAGCGGUUUAUACGCAACCACCAAAGUUCCGGAAAAGAUUCAACGUUUAUAUCCCAAAAGAGCGCGAAUUGGUCUUUGAUAUUGAUAUGACCGAUUACGACGAUAUCAGAACUUGUUGUAAAGGGGCUAACGUUUGUUUAAAAUGUUGGAAAUUAAUGACAAUUGCUUGUAAAAUAAUCGAUACGGCUUUAAGAGAAGAUUUUGGGUUCAAACAUUUAUUGUGGAUCUUCUCAGGAAGGCGAGGGAUACAUUGUUGGGUUUGUGAUAAAUCAGCGAGGGUUUUAAGCGAUACAAAUCGUGCCUCAAUCGCCGAAUACCUCCAAUUAAUCAAAGGGGGCGAAUACGUAGCCAAAAAAGUGCACCUUUUCGGAGACAAAAUCCACACCUCAAUUAAACGAUCCCUAAAAAUAAUCAAUCAAUAUUUCGAAAACAUAAUUAAAGAACAAAACAUCCUCGGAACGGAAGAAAACGUAAAAAAAUUUUUAUUAAUAAUUGAUAAAGAAAUCAGAGGAAGUUUCGAAGAAGCAAUAAUGAAAGAAAACACCUCUGAAGAAAGAUGGAAAGCUUUUAGUGAUCAUUUCGAUACUUUAUUUCAACGCCAACAGCUCCCAAAGAAUCUUAAAAACUUAAAAGAAGAAAUUAUCCUUCAUUAUACUUACCCGCGACUUGAUAUUAACGUUACAAAGGGGAUGAAUCAUUUAUUAAAAGCCCCGUUUUCCGUGCAUCCAAAAACGGGGAAAAUUUCGAUUCCGUUUAAUCCAAAAUUGGCGGAUAAAUUCAAUCCGGAUCUUGUACCAACCAUCGACACCCUUGUUGAUGAAAUUAAUGAGUACGAUGCAAAAACUAACGAACAAAAAAAUGAAAUGGGGGAUGACCCCAUAAAAACGACCUCGGUGAUAAAAGAUUAUAAAAAAACUAGUUUGUUGAAACCGAUUAAUCUCUUUGGUGAAUUUAUUCGUGGGAUGGAACUUGAUUUGAAUAAAAAUAAUGAAACGGUAGAGUUUUAAAUGUAUUUGUUGAGGAGUGCGCUUUAAGUUAAUUAAAAUAAAAAGGACAGGGGAAACUUAAAAUGUAACAAGAACUUUUUAUUGUUUAAUAACAACUCUUACUUUGCACCAAUACAAUCAAUAUGCGGACACUGAUACACAAUCUCUUACAAAAACACUAUUUCAACACCCUCCCUCAAUUUGAACCUUGUUACAAAAAAAUAAAAAUCGGUUUAGUAAAUACGUCGGCUAAUUGUUUACCACUAUCAAUAUUCUCAACUUCAAUUAACUCUGUUUUGAUUUUAUCUGUUAUAAAAUGAUAUUUAAUACUUCCUCUGUCCGAUAAUAGUUGCUACAUUUCAGUUUAAUGUAAAAAUUAUUGUAAAUAUGAAAUGUACAAGCGAUUUAUCUAGAUACAUAAGGUAGACAAUAUAACAAUCAAAGUGU
Messenger RNA from Onthophagus taurus, 1712 nucleotides. NCBI's taxonomy places the organism in Eukaryota, Metazoa, Arthropoda, Insecta, Coleoptera, Scarabaeidae. The record is from RefSeq and is a predicted model, not a curated record.